AAUUUUAGAGGGUGCAUCAAGACGGUCCAUAAUUUUAGAGGGUGCCUUGGGACUGUCCAUAACCUUAAAGGAUGCCUCGGGACUGUCCAUAAUUUUAGAGGGUUCAUCAAGACUGUCCAUAAUUUUAGAGGGUGCCUCGGGACUGUCCAUAAUUUUAGAGGGUGCAUCAAGACUGUCCAUAAUUUUAGAGGGUGCCUCGGGACUGUCCUGUCCAUAAUUUUAGAGGGUGCAUCAAGACUGUCCAUAAUUUUAGAGGAUGCCUCGGGACUGUCCAUAAUUUUAGAGGGUGCCUCGGGACUGUCC
This is a messenger RNA of Staurois parvus, 303 nucleotides long. Lineage: Eukaryota; Metazoa; Chordata; Amphibia; Anura; Ranidae. The record is from the annotation of a GenBank genome assembly.